ACAGUCACAGACUCUGACUUGACUUAAGUUGGUCAGAAGGCAGACGGAGUGCCAAAAUAACAUUUUUUUUGUGUAUUAAUGCGAAUUCUUAUCAUUUUAGCUUAGUCCUCAACCUGACUUAGACUCGAAAGCUCUGUUAACCCAACAACGUGCUGACGAACAUGUAAUACACAGGAUCGAUUGAAGUUAACCACAGCGGAAUAUGAGCUGCAUUGCAAGAGUAGUGUUAUUGUUUAUGUGAUCCAAAAAUGAUUCCUUCAAAUACGAUUUGCGUGUCGCAGGAGGGCCCGGCGAACGCGCUGGCUCUUAAUAAAGAUGCGUCUCAAGUGGUCAUAGCUGGAAGAAACGUGUUCAAAGUGUUUGCUAUUGGGGAGACGGAGUUCACAGAGGUAUGCAACCUGCGGGUCGGCAAGAAUCUGAACCUCAACUUCUCUUCUAUUGAUGUUGCUUGGAACUCUAUUGAGGAAAACACCAUAGCCACCGCUGCUACCAAUGGUGCGGUAGUGGUUUGGAACCUUGGGCGCUCCGGGCGCUCCAAACAGGAGCAUGUGUUCUCUGACCAUAAGAGGACCGUUAAUAAGGUGAGCUUUCACUUGACGGACCCGGUACUGUUGAUUUCCGGCUCUCAGGAUGGCACCAUGAAGUGCUUCGAUUUGCGGAUGAAAGAAGUAGCAAGAACGUUCAUCAGCAAUACAGAAUCCAUCCGAGACGUCCAAUUCAGUCCACACCAGGCACAUACAUUCGCCGCCGUGUCCGAGAACGGCUCCGUCCAGUUAUGGGACGUGCGGCGCUCCGAGCGCUGCGUGGUGCAGUUCACCGCGCACUCGGGGCCGGUGUUCGCCUGCGACUGGCACCCGACUGCCCCUGCUUUAGCCACGGCAUCGAGGGACAAGACCAUCAAGGUGUGGGACAUUCACGCGAAGCCUACAUUAGAGCACACGAUAUACACCAUCGCGUCCGUCGGGCAUGUCAAGUGGCGCCCUCAUCGCAAACACCACGUAGCAUCCUGCGCCCUAGUGCUAGAUUGCGCCGUCCACGUGUGGGACGUACGUCGCCCCCACGUUCCCCUCGCCACGUUCGCGGAGCACAGGGACGUGGCCACGGCCGUCGCCUGGCUGCCGACGUUAGACGCGUUCCUGUCCACCAGCCGAGACUGUUCUCUAUACCGCCACCGCUUCAACGAAGCAGCUCACCCGGUCCUCUGGGCCAACCCCCAGGGCGUCAGCAUCUCCGCGCGCGGCGAGCUGGCCUCCGCCGUGCCCGAGGCCCCGCUGCCCCCGCUGCCCACGGCGCCCCACCCCGACGAGAGGCACCUCCCCGGCUUGGGUCGCAAGCAGCCCCGCGCGGGCUCGCUGACGGCGGCCGCGCAGGCCGCGCUGGAGCGCGCCUUCCCCGACGGCGCCGCCUCCGUGCUGCGCCGCGCGCGCGCCCCCGCCGCGCCCCUCGUGGCCUGCGCCGCGCACUACCGGCUGCACGGCGCGCCGCCGCACGAGCUGGCCGCGCACAACGCCCGGGUGGCGCGCGCUAACCACCGCCACAUGGUGAGUGCCAGCUGGCAGCGCCGCGCCCCUCGUGGCCUGCGCCGCGCACUACCGGCUGCACGGCGCGCCGCCGCACGAGCUGGCCGCGCACAACCUGGCAGCGCCGCGCCCCUCGUGGCCUGCGCCGCGCACUACCGGCUGCACGGCGCGCCGCCGCACGAGCUGGCCGCGCACAACGCCCGGGUGGCGCGCGCUAACCACCGCCACAUGGUGAGUGCCAGCUGGCAGCGCCGCGCCCCUCGUGGCCUGCGCCGCGCACUACCGGCUGCACGCGCCGCGCCCCUCGUGGCCUGCGCCGCGCACUACCGGCUGCACGGCGCGCCGCCGCACGAGCUGGCCGCGCACAACGCCCGGGUGGCGCGCGCUAACCACCGCCACAUGGUGAGUGCCAGCUGGCAGCGCCGCGCCCCUCGUGGCCUGCGCCGCGCACUACCGGCUGCACGCGCCGCGCCCCUCGUGGCCUGCGCCGCGCACUACCGGCUGCACGGCGCGCCGCCGCACGAGCUGGCCGCGCACAACGCCCGGGUGGCGCGCGCUAACCACCGCCACAUGGUGAGUGCCAGCUGGCAGCGCCGCGCCCCUCGUGGCCUGCGCCGCGCACUACCGGCUGCACGCGCCGCGCCCCUCGUGGCCUGCGCCGCGCACUACCGGCUGCACGGCGCGCCGCCGCACGAGCUGGCCGCGCACAACGCCCGGGUGGCGCGCGCUAACCACCGCCACAUGGUGAGUGCCAGCUGGCAGCGCCGCGCCCCUCGUGGCCUGCGCCGCGCACUACCGGCUGCACGCGCCGCGCCCCUCGUGGCCUGCGCCGCGCACUACCGGCUGCACGGCGCGCCGCCGCACGAGCUGGCCGCGCACAACGCCCGGGUGGCGCGCGCUAACCACCGCCACAUGGUGAGUGCCAGCUGGCAGCGCCGCGCCCCUCGUGGCCUGCGCCGCGCACUACCGGCUGCACGCGCCGCGCCCCUCGUGGCCUGCGCCGCGCACUACCGGCUGCACGGCGCGCCGCCGCACGAGCUGGCCGCGCACAACGCCCGGGUGGCGCGCGCUAACCACCGCCACAUGGUGAGUGCCAGCUGGCAGCGCCGCGCCCCUCGUGGCCUGCGCCGCGCACUACCGGCUGCACGGCGCGCCGCCGCACGAGCUGGCCUGCCAGCUGGCAGCGCCGCGCCCCUCGUGGCCUGCGCCGCGCACUACCGGCUGCACGGCGCGCCGCCGCACGAGCUGGCCGCGCACAACGCCCGGGUGGCGCGCGCUAACCACCGCCACAUGGUGGGUCACGUGUGGGACGUGGUGUGCUGCGUGUACAGCUCGCGCGCGGCCGAGGCGCGGCGCGCGCCCGCCCCGCCGCCGCCCGCGCCGCCGCCCCGCGCGCCGCCCCCCGCGCUGCCGCCCUACAGUGCCGUGGAGGAGGAACCGAUGGAGGAAGUAGAAGAAUGGGCAGAGAACCAGUUCCACAACAGCGGAGUCUUAGGGCUUCCCACGCACAGCAUCUACGUGCCGCCCUCUCGACUCCUGCGCCGAGACGAUGAAACAGCGGGUUGGGUGUCAGCCGCAUCAGCGCACUACGUGGACGUGGAGGCGGCCAACUGGACGCUCCCGGAGGAGGCCUUCCCGCUGCGCGCGCCCGCGCACGCCGUCACCCCGCCGCCCGCCGACGACCACGCGGGUGAGCGAGACACACCGUACACAGCGCGCGGGUGCGAGCGAGACCCUACAAAACUGGACGCUCCCGAAGGAAGCCUUCCCACUGCGCGCGCCGUCACCCCGCCGCCCGCCGACGACCACGCGGGUACCAUGGCGGGCGGAGCGUCGCCGGGCGGCAGCACGUCCACGGGCUCGGGGCCGGCCGCGGAGCACCCCUACAGCCAACAGACCUCCGUCCCGCUCGAAGACACGUCGAACUCCGGCUCCGGGUCGGAGGGCGAGUUGUCCGUGCGGGCGGAGCCCCUCGUGUCGCGGCUGGACACGGCGCCGCUGCUGGCCGCCGCGCUGAAGGCGCACGCGGCGCUCGGCGACGUGCAGACCGCCGCCACCGUGUGUCUCGCUCUGCAGGAGCACAGGGCGGGAGCGGAGCCCCUCGUGUCGCGGCUGGACACGGCGCCGCUGCUGGCCGCCGCGCUGAAGGCGCACGCGGCGCUCGGCGACGUGCAGACCGCCGCCACCGUGGCGGGAGCGGAGCCCCUCGUGUCGCGGCUGGACACGGCGCCGCUGCUGGACACGGCGCCGCUGCUGGCCGCCGCGCUGAAGGCGCACGCGGCGCUCGGCGACGUGCAGACCGCCGCCACCGUGUGUCUCGCUCUGCAGGAGCACAGGGCGGGAGCGGAGCCCCUCGUGUCGCGGCUGGACACGGCGCCGCUGCUGGCCGCCGCGCUGAAGGCGCACGCGGCGCUCGGCGACGUGCAGACCGCCGCCACCGUGUGUCUCGCUCUGCAGGAGCACAGGGCGGGAGCGGAGCCCCUCGUGUCGCGGCUGGACACGGCGCCGCUGCUGGCCGCCGCGCUGAAGGCGCACGCGGCGCUCGGCGACGUGCAGACCGCCGCCACCGUGUGUCUCGCUCUGCAGGAGCACAGGGCGGGAGCGGAGCCCCUCGUGUCGCGGCUGGACACGGCGCCGCUGCUGGCCGCCGCGCUGAAGGCGCACGCGGCGCUCGGCGACGUGCAGACCGCCGCCACCGGCGGGAGCGGAGCCCCUCGUGUCGCGGCUGGACACGGCGCCGCUGCUGGCCGCCGCGCUGAAGGCGCACGCGGCGCUCGGCGACGUGCAGACCGCCGCCACCGUGUGUCUCGCUCUGCAGGAGCACAGGUGUGUGUAGACAGGUGUAGGGCGGGAGCGGAGCCCCUCGUGUCGCGGCUGGACACGGCGCCGCUGCUGGCCGCCGCGCUGAAGGCGCACGCGGCGCUCGGCGACGUGCAGACCGCCGCCACCGUGUGUCUCGCCCUGCAGGAGCACAGGUCGGACCUAUUCCCGUACAUCGACGAGGCGCUCCAAGAGCAGUGGCUGCUGGGUUACAUCGAGUUACUACAUAGGCAUAAACUGUGGAAUGUCGCCACUGAGGUGAUCCGCUGCGCGUGGCUAGGCUCCGUUCGUGCACUGUCCCAACAGUCCACCAGUAUAGCGGCGUGCUGCGGCCGCUGCGCGCGCCGCACGCGCCCGCACCAGCCCUGCGACCGCUGCCACGCGAGGGGCAAGGCCAGGUCCGCACCCGACCUGUGUGCUGUGUGCCACCAGGUGGUCCGCGGACUAUACGCAUGGUGCCAGGGCUGCGCCCACGGCGGCCACCUGGCGCACAUGCGGCGCUGGAUGGACGCGCACCGCCUGUGCCCCGCCGGCUGCGGCCACCAGUGCCAGCUGGGCUGAACUGUUCUACAAUGCCAUGGGAAUUCAACAUUCACUGUUCUCAGCGAUAUUUCUGCUCAGAACAAAGAGGCCAAUUUGAACUUACAUUUUGAUAUCAAAAUGAUGUCACUUUAUUAUUAACGCUCGUAUUUGUUCGUUCAUGUAUUGACGAGCGCGACGUGAAAUAUAGGGCGGAUUGGCCGCUAGGGCUCAUAUGUACUGCGUACAUUAAAACGGCAUGCUUAGAACUUUGUUGAUCAGAAACUGUCACACGCAUAAUAUCUAAACGUACGACAUAAAUAUCUAGUUCUUAGCUCGAAGUUUGUUUGGUGGUGUCUGGUUGUCUCAAUUCCAUUUUGUUGUUACUUAAAACGGCCAUUCUACAUUUUGUUGUUACAUACAUUUUUGACACUUUCGUGAAAUGCAUAUUAUACAAUACUUCGCCAUUACUUCCAUUUUAUGUUUUUGACAGAAAAAGAGGUUUAAUUAGGCUAUUAAUCCCGAUUACUUUAUUCAAUAAAUAAGUACGACAAAUAUUCUUAAUCACAGUAACUCAGUGGUCCUUGACUGUCUUCCGAUUCGUAUGAAAAUAAGACAUUUACUGCGAUACCACCUUUUUAUGUUAAUAAACAUUAAUAUAUGAAUUUUGGUCAACAAAUUCCUAUUAUUUGGUUCAGGUACAAUUUGGGACUACAAUCUUUAUCCACGAAUUCAAUUUCUAUCUUAAUUUUUCUGGCAAUGAGGUUUUUGUAAAAAAAUAUUGAAAACUCGAUUCUCGCAGAUAAUGAUGUUUUGGGUUCUUUCAACUCAAUCGCUAGCUCCUUUCAAUCUAUAAAAAUAUAUGAAAAUUGUAGUUUCCACUACGUCACGCACAUACAAGUGAACAAUUUUUCAUACUAAAUCGUGACGUAAUGGAAUUAACAUUUUGGGACAUCUUUUUUUAAUGGUAGGCAAUCCAUUGGGGCGUUUUCUAAAAGCAUUCCAAUGCAGUCGAUUCUGAGUAGAAGCAGCUCAAGAAUGUCCAGAUUUGUCAGAAUCUGGUUUUAAAAUUUCAUUUUAGAAUACGCCCCAAUGGAUUAAUGGUCAAAAGUAGAAUGACCCAUAAGCUUAUUAAUUAUUCGUCUAACUAGAUGCAUGCCAAGUCUCAUACUUUCUGCCAAACGGCACUAGAAGCCAAAAUAAAACACACGAUUGCUCACACACAAUAACUAAUCAUACCCACCACCGUCCCGGAGUCAUUUUUGCAGUAUCGAAUUUGGAACCUAGUACAAAAUUCAAUUUAAUUUUGUUCUUUUAAAAGGACAUUGGGACUUUAGUGGAUAAAAUCAGCAAUCUUGGUGCUGUUAUUAAGUAAUUUUACUUUAUUCCAUUAACUUUGUGGAGAAGUGGAAGCUUUCGUGUAUUAUUUAAUAAUAUCAAAGUUAAAUGGUGCUCAAAAAUGAACUCUAUCACUUUGGCAAUAUAGUUGUUUUCAGAUAGUGGACUAGUCACAUCCUAGUCUUGGUUUAUUAGUUGUAUUUUCUAUUUACGUGUAAAUAAUUAGCGGCAGUUAAUAGUAAAAAACCGUGAUUUCAUCAUUCAAUACAACAACACAUACAAUACAGUAUUGCUGCAAUGUUCUGCCGCCAAAGAGCAGCACUAUCACAUCACAUAAACCAUAGAGUAACUUAUACCUUAAACGGUUUUUUGAGAAGUGUUUACUGUGGCAUUGAUGCAUCAAAGCGGUUUGUUUACAGAGGUCUACCGCGAAAGUCGAAAUUUCGUUAUCUGGCCUCUUUAUCGCUCGAUUAUGCAAGAGUGAUAGCAAUGCCGGCUUUAGAGGUCUGGAAGCCUCGGGCAAUAAAGGAGUGGAGGCCCCCUGGCCCCAAAUUAUUUUCCAAAUAAAAUGGUAAAUUUUCUGAAGUCUAUUGUGGGGGCCCCUGUUUUGUGGAGGCCCCGGGGCUGUAGCCCCGGUUGCCCUCCCCUAAAUCCGGCCCUGAGUGAUAGAGAGGCAAAUAACGAAAUUUCGAUUUUCGUGUUUCGUGGUAAGCUCUUAGAAUGUGGUAGUGGCGCCCUCUACGCACAGUUUUACUUAAUAUCCCCUAUUUGUGUUAAAUAUUGUUAAAAUGAACCUGUAAAUAAGAUCACACCGCUGUUAUAAUAUAUAAAUAAAUAAGUAAGAAAAGACGUAAAUAAGUGUUUUACAUAUGUCAAUUAUUUGUACAUACUUUUAUAAAGGAAUAAAUAAAUCAUACGACAAUGUUCAUAAA
Molecule: messenger RNA, 7129 nt
Organism: Cydia pomonella (codling moth)
Lineage: Eukaryota; Metazoa; Arthropoda; Insecta; Lepidoptera; Tortricidae
Gene: Wdr24
Exons: 30
Coding region: 249-4901 (1550 amino acids)
Biological process (GO): positive regulation of TOR signaling
Molecular function (GO): protein binding
Source: RefSeq, a predicted model, not a curated record